AGUUAAUAUAUUUUGUGAAAAUUAUAUUUUAUUAAUAUUUAAUACAAAAUGAAAUCUAUAUUAUACUUGGCAGUAAUACUGGCAAUCAGUCUAUCAGCAAUCAAUUGCCAGAAAUUGGACAACACCGACACUACUGAGGCUACGACUGGAGAAUCGGUGGACACGGAUUUGGGCGCCAGUGAUGUGAAAACACCAGUCGACUCGGGAACCGGCGAUUCCUCGGCUACAGGUGCAGGCCUUAGUCCAUUGAAAACCUUUAUGACAUCCAUGCAAUUGGAAGGCGUGAGACUAUAUGACAGGUUGAACGAGAGGGCUCAGGAAGUGGGCCAUCGGCUCCAAGAGAACCUGCAACAAGGUCAGAAGAAGUUUCAAGGCGGAUUUAAUAGACUGCGUGAACGUGGUCAACAAUUUGUGCAAGGUGUUCAAAGUGAUGCCGGACAGGCCGAUGGCGAGACCAGUGUCGGUGACGCCCCCACUAAUCCUUUAAGUCGAUUGAGACAGUUUUUUGGUCAAGAGGUAGAGGAGGAUCCAGAAGAGACCGAGACAUUGACGCCCACCGAGACUGAGGAGGUGGCCAGUGAUCAAGAGUCGGCCGCCAGCGAUGACAGUCCAACCGAUGACAGCGGUUGGAGUGAAAUGAGUGACAACACAGACGAGAGCACCGAUAGCUCGACGCCGACCAGUAUAUUGACAAAUCUAAUGACACGAUUGACUCUAAAGGGUGUGCGACUGUACGACCGGCUUAACGAAAAAGUGGAGAGCGCUCGACAGCGAUGGCGGGCCCACCAGAAUCGGCUCAUGAAUCGCGUUAAUCAGCUACAGGAUACCGCCGAGAACGGGGUCAGCAGCAUGGUCAAACGACUUGAUAGGUUCAAUCUUUUCGGGGGUAUUUAGUCUGGUUAUAUAUUGGCAUCAAAAGUAUAUCGUGAUCAUUUAAAACCUGUGAUUUUACCAUUAUUGCUUGACUAUAACCCCAUUUCCCAUAUGUAACAUCUCUC
This is a messenger RNA of Medioppia subpectinata, 998 nucleotides long. The record is from the annotation of a GenBank genome assembly. NCBI's taxonomy places the organism in Eukaryota, Metazoa, Arthropoda, Arachnida, Sarcoptiformes, Oppiidae.